Molecule: messenger RNA, 1515 nt
Organism: Pecten maximus
Lineage: Eukaryota; Metazoa; Mollusca; Bivalvia; Pectinida; Pectinidae
Product: probable basic-leucine zipper transcription factor Q
Source: RefSeq, a predicted model, not a curated record
AUGCCCCUCAACAGUGCUACCGCCGUCAGAUCUCGAGCCUUAUAUAACCGUAACAUGCCAAACGAGGUGGAAGAGGGGGAAGAGGGAAAAAGGGGGCGAGAGGAGGAGACACUACAAGUAGAAAAAGUAAAAGAAAAAGGGGGGAGAGAAAGAGGGGGGGGAAACAAGAGAGAAGAGCAACAGCAACAGCAAGAGCAACAGCAAGAGCAACAGCACAGCCACAGGAAGAACAACAGCAACAGCAACAGCAAGAGCAACAGCACCAGGAAGACCAACAGACAGCAACAACACCAACAGCAACAGCAACAGCAACAACAGCAACACCAACAACAACAACAACAACAAGACAACAGCAACCAGCAAGAGCAACAGCAAGAACAACAGCAACAGCAACAGCACCAGCAAGAGCAACAGCAACAGCAACAGCAACAGCAAGAGCAACAGCAACAGCAACAGCAAGAGCAACAGCACACACAGGAAGAACAACAGCAACAGCAACAGCAAGAGCAACAGCAACAGGAAGAACAACAGCAAGAGCAACAGCAACAGCAACAGCAAGAGCAACGGCAACAGCAAGAGCAACAGCAAGAGCAACAGCAACAGCAAGAGCAACAGCAACAGCAACAGCAAGAGCAACGGCAACAGCAAGAGCAACAGCAAGAGCAACAGCAAGAGCAAGAGCAACAGCAACAGCAACAGCAAGAGCAACAGCAACAGCAACAGCAACAGCAAGAGCAACAGCAACAGCAACAGCAACAGCAAGAGCAACAGCAACAGCAAGAGCAACAGCAAGAGCAACAGCAAGAGCAAGAGCAACAGCAACAGCAACAGCAAGAGCAACAGCAACAGCAACAGCAACAGCAAGAGCAACAGCAACAGCAACAGCAACAGCAAGACAACAGCAAGAGCAACAGCAACAGCAAGAGCAACAGCAACAGCAACAGCAAGAGCAACGGCAACAGCAAGAGCAACAGCAAGAGCAACAGCAAGAGCAAGAGCAACAGCAACAGCAACAGCAAGAGCAACAGCAACAGCAACAGCAACAGCAAGAGCAACAGCAAGAGCAACAGCAACAGCAAGAGCAAGAGCAACAGCAACAGCAACAGCAACAGCAAGAGCAACAGCAACAGCAACAGCAAGAGCAACGGGAACAGCAACAGCAACAGCAACAGCAACAGCAAGAGCAACAGCAACGGCAACAGCAAGAGCAACAGCAACAGCAACAGCAAGAGCAACAGCAAGAGCAACAGCAACGGCAACAGCAAGAGCAACAGCAACAGGAAGAACAACAGCAACAGCAACAGCAAGAGCAAGAGGAACAGCAACAGCCACAGCAAGAGCAAGAGCAACAGCAACAGCAACAACAGCAACAGCAAGAGCAAGAGCAACAGCAAGAGCAACAGCAAGAGCAACAGCAACAUCAACCAGCAACAGCAACCAUCAACAUCAACGAGGCUGAAUGGACAGACAGACAAACACAUAAAGACACGGACAGAAAGGCGUGACACGCCAUGA